ACGAAACUAUCAAAGUAAUAUCGUACGCAGUCGGUGAAUUUAUUUAUUAUUUACAAUUAGUAUUUUGCCAGUUUAUUGACAAAUAAGGAAGUAUAUUAUAAGAUUUGUGAUUUGCUAUUAUCAAUUAAACAUCUAGUGUUGCAUAUUUUUGAUUGUAUUGUCUUUAAUGAUGUUAUGAUAACUGCUCAGCUCAACCUAUACUUGCUAUAGAAUAAAAUAUGGUUGUACGAUUUGUCUGAACAUAUUAGUGGUGAUGUGUGAACAGUCAGAAACUGAGUAUUUGGAUGGGGAAGUGGUGUGGGUAAAGCUGGGCUCGUGCUUUUGGCCCGGCGAGGUGGUUGGUCCCGAUAAGCUUCCACCAGAUCUCCUGCCAUCAUUCAAGAAGCCCCCUAUUGCAGUUGUCAAAUUUUUUCAAGAAGAAACUUUUGAAUAUGUGAAGAAUACAAAUUCUAUUUUCAAAUACAACUGCAGUCGCAAAAAUGAAUUUAUCAACAAAGGACUUUAUAUGUACAGAACCAAACAUGGACUUAUGGAGAAAUUUCCAGAAGAUGUGAUUAGAGCUGAAACAGCAGUAGGGGGUGACAAAGCGAUAUUGACCAGAGAUGAAUUUCAAGAAGAGAAGAAAGAGAGCUAUGCUGGGUUGUUUGGUGAUCCCUCUAAACGGACACCACAAUCUACUAAAAGAGCGAAAGGAAAACACCCACAAUCACCAACAUGGAGGACACCAAUAAGAAAGUUAAAGGAUAAGACUAAUUACAAAGUGCAUAUACUACUACAAGGAUCAAAGACACCUUCAACCCCAGCAACAGACAUUGCUUCGCCAUCUACAAGCCGAGCCGGCUCUGAGCCUGCUGAAGAAAAAGUUGAAAAUGUUACAGAGCCACCUGUCUCCAGUUAUAGCACCCCAACUAUGUCUAGUAGCGGUAUAUACUCUUGUCACGCUUGUCCCUUCACUACGACCAGACUAAAUGUCCUGAUCAUGCACAACAAGACUCACAGUGUCACGUUUACACCAUACACACCUGUCAGAAAACCAAUCUCUAAAAAAUCAACUCCAAAAACACCAAAAGCUCGUAAACCUAAACAAGAAAAGAAUGCUAAAGUAAUCGAGAAUGAUAAGGCAGAAAAGAUUAAUCAAGCUCAAAAGCGAUUAUCUCAAGAAAAAUCAGUCGAAAGUGAAGUAAAGAAAGCGAAGACCGAUGAAGAAAUUAAAAGUAGCCUUUUGGCUGAUUGGGACGAUGUGGGUGAAGAUUCUAAUGAUGAAUCUACUAUGGCUAUGACUACCUCUCCCGAAGUCCCAGUAGGAGCAGAAUCUCCCGACGUACCGACACCAGCUGAACUACCCUCUGCACAAAUUCCUGCUGAAAUUCCACCCAGCACACAAAAGAACUCUGAAGAUUUGCAGUCACCUGAGAAACAAGAAUCCUCUAGUGACUCCAAGUAUGAAUUUUGUGAAGACGAAGAUUGGUCAAUGGAAGCUGAUGCGGGGAGAAAAAUUCCUCGUGUUAAAAAUCCAUCUAAGCGAAAAGAAAGCGUAAAAAGUCUCAGUACUGAGGAUGAUGAUGUCCGUAGAGAAGUAGCAGAAUUACUUAAUAAGACGACUGUACCCGAAUUGCCGUCGGUUCCCGCAAUUCUACCAGUGGAAGAAAAUUUUCCGGAGCGAGCGAUUGCGAAAUCUCCGGAUAAAAAGAAUGAUUCUAAUACUACCGAGAAUUUACCAGAGGCAAGCCAAGCAAGUGAAAAAAAAGAGAGUACCGAUCAACCUCAUAAAACAAUUUUUAAAACUAAAACAUUUUUUCGCAGCCGCCACUCUAGAAGUCAAGAUGCUAUAGUAAAAUAUGUAGCGGAACAAUUGAAUGCAGCCGAGAGAAUGGAUUUAUCGGAGAAUGAAACUAACGGCAUUGAAUCUUCUUCUUCCGAAUCCCGGGAAUCUCCUGUAGAACAUGUAAAAGUGGCGAGGCUGGCUCCUAAAAUACAAUUAAAGAGGAUGAAGGCUGAAGCUGCACUGCAACAAGAAAGAGAAAAGAAUAUAUUGGAUAAUAAACAAGAUGAUGUUUCAAGUAAGCCAUUAAAAUUACCAGAGCAUGUAAUAAAUAUAACUAACGAUUUUACCAUUGAAAAAGACGAAACAGAUUCAUUGUCUAGUCAAGAUCUUAUGUAUAGUACACCAGAAAUUACACAAGAAAAUGCACCAACUAAUAAUCUAAAUGAAAUAUUAGAGCCUCCAGAAACAUCAGAACCUUCUCUGCCAAUUGCUUGUGAUGUAACAACUGAUAAGGACGAUGAUUUUAUGUCAACCGUAAGUCAAAAUUCUGUAGAAGAAUCGAGUUUGGAAAAGGGAGUUGUCACAGAAGAUAGUAAAGAAGAGGAAUUUACAAAGAGUAAAACACAUUUAAAUCUACAAUUAGAUUAUGAACAUUCUUUAGAAACACGUAUGACUGACACCGCAGUAGAUGCUUUGUUAAGUGUAUCGCGAGAGACUGAUAGUGUUACCAGGGUUAUUAGCGAUGACCCACCAGAAGAUUUAUUUGAAGAUGAGAAAGAUAAUACAAAUGUUAACGUAGUUAAUGGAUUUAAUGAAAUAAAAGAAAUCAUUGAUGACAAAAUUACGGAACCAUUAAUUGACAAUGAGAGUGAAUGCUCAAAAUCUCAAACAAGUACAUUAGAUGAAUCGUCGAUUACAGACAAUUUAGAUACCGACACAAAUGAAGAUAAAAUUAAUACAAACGAUGAAACUAACAUCACAGAAGAAAUAAAUGAAAUUAAAGACAAAGUCGAAGAAGUUGUUGAAGACAUAGUUGCUGAUAGUAUGCCGACGGAAUCUGAUCUCCAAAUAGCCGAGGCACUUAUUAAUUUGCCAUCGACGGCGAUAAAAAAAAAGCCGAUAGACUCUUGCGAAGAUCUCUUGAAUAAGGAAAUUAUUGAAACAGUCUCAAAUAGUCCGUCUACUAAAGAUUUAAUCAUCGAAGACCAAGUACCAGCGUACUCUAAUGAAAAUAAUGAAAAUAUUGCUCGUUAUGAAUCUGAACAAGAAAAAAGUGAAAAUCUGAAUGCUGCUCAGUCACUAGUACAGAUGUCUGAAUGCAUCGAUCAUAAUAUUAACUUUGUUGAAAUUGAAUCUGAAAAUAAAAAAGAGGCUAGCCCCACUGAGACUAGUAAACCGAAAAAAACAGUAACCGCAGAUAUCGCGAUAGAACCAAAAGUAUCUUUAUUAACUAAAAAAUCAACAGUUGAACAAUCUAAUGGAAAAUCGGUUUCCUAUAACAAGUCUUCUAGUAAACUAUUGAAAAUAUUAGAAAAACCAACGACACCAAAACUAGCACCCAAUAAAACUAUUAUAAGUAAACGAGUCAUCAUGCCUGGCAAAGAGAAAAUCCUAAAUUUCGAUGUUGGCAAACAAUCCUUUAAGGGGAAACCGCAAGCGAUCAAACAGAAUAUAGUUAUCAGGAAAUCUGGGCCUCCUAAAAAUAUAUUGAAUAAUAUCAGUGAAGUUUCUAACCUCAAUAAAAUUAUCCUGUCCCGCAGCAAUAAACCUAUCCAAGACGGAUCCUCUGUGCAAACAUAUACUAUACAAACGCCCGUAGAACCUUCUGCUGAUCCAAAUACUAUACUUAUACAACCAAAAAAUAGGAGAAUUCCCAAGACACUAACAAAAAUACAGAAAAUAAAACCGCAAACCCAAACAUCAUUUGUUGCGCACAUUAAAGAAAAAAAACUAAUUAAGGAAAGUGGAAAUGAUGAACCCAUGUUCGACAUAAAUUCUAUGCCCAUUGUAUUGUCUGAUGAUAUACUGACGCCGGAGAGCAUCGAGAAAAUGCCUAUUGUAAUGUCCGACGCCAAUAUUAUAACUAAUUCUACAAAUAACACAAAGAUGAAAACUAAAACUAUUGUAGACAGCGAGAAAAUAGCUUUGAGUACAGUAACUUCUAAAGCUGUGAGUCCUAUAACGAACAAAGCAGAAAUCAAAACGAUGGUUAUGAGUCCAUCGAGUGACGCCGCCAAAGUUACAACCCCCAAUAUUCUCUCUAAGUCGGCAAAGUUGCGCGGCACUAAACCUAUGUUAGUUAUAGAGAAGGCCACGGGAAAAAAGAAAAUUAUAUUGCCCCAGCCCGAGUCGGCGGUCAAGGAAGCGAAGCAAUCUCACACCCCCACUCUCGUGCCAUCCGUCUCACAAAGCGGGGGGAAAACUGAAAAAUACAUCAUUCUGCCUUCGACGAACGCCCCCCGCGCCACGCGCACGCAGAAAAUAGUCAUAGACCCACAAACAGGCAAAGCGCACAUGUUCCUAGCUAAGGGAACCGAAGGUUUGACAGUCACCGACAACAAAGCGGUCUCCGCUAAAUUGAUACAGUCUUCGGAGAACACCGCGCCCGGCAAUACCGUCAUGAUUAUAACAAACUCACAAGGCACCCAGUCUAAGAUCGUGUUGACGCCGGAGCACGAAAAGAUAUUGUUUCCCCACAAAGCGAAUGUAUCGCAACUGAAAACAGUUACGCAAAGAAUUACAACAAAUACAAGCAUAGUACAGAAGCCGACGGUGACGACGGCCAACGCCGCGAAGGGCCAGGCGAGGAUUGUGCCCAGACACAAAGGUACAAUUAUCACAUCAAAGGGUCAGCUAAUCGUCGGGGGCCUCGUGCCCUCCGGAACCACCAACAUAGCCCCGAUGCCAGAAAUCAGGCCGGCGCUGAAGCGUAUCAUACCGGCCGAGACCAAGAAGAUUGUGCACACGACACACGUGCCAAAGGAUUCUUCUGAGCAGGUCCUGUUUUAUCAAAGAAAACCUGGCACCUACAUGCAACUGACCGCAGCACAGUUUGAACAUUUACAAAGGACAGGGCAGCUUAUAUCAAAAUCGCCCAUCACCCAAGAGAAUAAAGUUAUAAUUCAAAAACCU
Papilio polytes (common Mormon) is the source of this 4897-nucleotide messenger RNA. RefSeq names its product muscle M-line assembly protein unc-89. The record is from RefSeq and is a predicted model, not a curated record. NCBI's taxonomy places the organism in Eukaryota, Metazoa, Arthropoda, Insecta, Lepidoptera, Papilionidae. The transcript is spliced from 6 exons. The annotation marks the transcript as partial.